Molecule: messenger RNA, 4424 nt
Organism: Osmerus eperlanus (European smelt)
Lineage: Eukaryota; Metazoa; Chordata; Actinopteri; Osmeriformes; Osmeridae
Gene: shf
Exons: 7
Coding region: 304-1749 (481 amino acids)
Molecular function (GO): phosphotyrosine residue binding
Source: RefSeq, a predicted model, not a curated record
GUGAGGGGACAGGGAAGUGCCUAUUCCUUCUUUGCACAAGCGCUCUCCCAUGUUGCGUGGGCUAUAGCAUGGGCUUGGCGUAGAGAGCGGUCGGGCUGUCAGAGCGACAGUAGUGUCAGAGUUAAGGGAGAUCAGAAAGUGCCUGUGACUGCGCGCGCUGGGUUAGCGCGAGGUUCUCUGUCGGACUUGGAGCAAGAGGAGAUACUCCGAAGCAAGUCGGAGUGAGCCAAGGACCCCAACGCUCACAAAAAAAGAGUAGGACCAGGAAAGGUAGACAAAAUAUCUCAACUGACUUGUGGAGCAAUGCACUGGCAGCAUGGCCAAAUGGUUCAAGGAACACCUAGGAUUCAAAACUACCAAAGCACCACCUCCGGCGCCUCCAAAACCGGACUACAGACAUUGUCGACACUAAGCUGUGUCCGGUACUCCUGGCUACCAACAACCAAGCUCUGGGGCCACUUAUCCGAGCCCUGCUCAGCCGGACAUUCUUGCUGCUUACAAACUACAAAAGGAACUGGACUUCGAAGACCCGUACACGCCAGGCGGGGAAAUAUUUCGUUUGGAACUGGCUUGAGCUCUGUGGGGUCUCCGGACAUAAAGUAUGUGUCACCAAAGCACCGGCUCAUAAAGGUGGAAACAAUCGAAAAAAGCAACUCUGCCCCGGGCAGCUGUGUUAUAGCAGCCCAAGCUGUUGCUGUAGGGAGCGUUAAAUCUCCUACCUCGCCUCCCUCGGAUCAAGAAAAUAAGGAAAAGCCCAUUAUCCUAUGGCAGGAGGACUAUGCAGACCCCUUCGAUGCAGAGCAGGCCGGCGGGACACAGGCCAGUACGGAGAAGGUGACAGAGAACGAUGGCUACAUGGAACCGUACGAGGCCCAGAAGAUGAUGGCAGAGAUCCGUGGAGGCCGGGGCCCCAAGGAAGGCUCGGCGAGGCAGCCGCCCCUGUACGACACGCCCUACGAGCCUGUGGAGAACGGCGGCGGCGACUCGGACCCCGAGCGUCCCCGCUGCCCCAGAGAGAGCCGCCUGCCGCAGGACGACGACAGGCCCCCGGAGGAGUACGACCAGCCCUGGGAGUGGAAGAAGGAGAGGAUCUCCAAGGCCUUCGCAGUAGAGAUUAAAGGUAUCAAGGACCUGCCGUGGCCCCCUCCUGUAGGGCAGCUCAACAGCAGCCCGCCCCUCAUGGAGGAGCUGGAGUCUCCAGUCUCCUCCCCCCAGGCCCAGGCCUCGCCCUCCCCCUCACCUGGGAACGCAGCCUGCGACCAGCAACACCAUGUCCAGUUCGAUGGGGUGGAGAAGUCUCGAAUGUCGCCCACCAAGGAGGGCAAAGGUCGCCCGGCCCAGCGUCACACCAGUGGCUGUCUGGUCAACACCAAGAUGAACUCUCUGGAUCCGUCUGCACUGGGCGAGCGCGUCGACCCCGCCAUGCCUCUGGAAAGCCAGUUCUGGUACCACGGAGCGAUCAGCAGGACCGAUGCAGAGACUCUGCUCCGGCUGUGUAAGGAGGCCAGCUACCUGGUGAGAAACAGCGAGACCAGCAAGAACGACUUCUCCCUCUCCCUCAAGAGCAGCCAGGGCUUCAUGCAUAUGAAGCUGUCACGGACGAAGGAGAACAAGUACAUCCUUGGUCAGAACAGCUGUCCCUUCGACAGCGUGCCCGAGAUCAUCCACUUCUACUCCAGCCGCAAGCUGCCCAUCAAGGGGGCCGAGCACAUGUCCCUGCUCUACCCUGUGGCCAUCCGGACACUUUAGUGAAAUCACUUCCUGGGUCACGAGUCGUCAGCCACAGCCUGUCUGUUCUGGGCCAUCUCACGCCCCUUAAUGCUUCCACUCUCUGUCUGAUUGGUCACAAGGGAGUUGUAAGAAGUGGAAGCAGAGAAGAUUAAUUACGUUUUCCUCACACACACACACACACACACUAAGAUUACGGACCUGCUCUUACUUUUGUUGUUCUUCAUCUCAUGAAAUGACUCACUGUCACAGAAUAUGUCAUAGAUAUGUUUUGUCAUUUUGUUUUUGUUUACUACAAACACCCAACAAUAUAGACGCAUUAUAGAUUGAUCCAAUCCCAUUGCUGUUGUAUCCUGCCAUGGCAUAGCUGACAGCCAAUAGCCAUCCUUUUCACACAGACAUUUUGUUCUACGAGUCUUAGAAACUGAACAAUUAUUGUUUUGUUUGUGGAACCUAAAAAUUGUAACAGUCAUAUAACUGAAGGGAUAUUGUGUGGAGUUGCGUGACUUUGUGCACACUGGUACUGUUACGAUGGCCAGAAUUCAUUAUCUGAACCCACCCCGUUGUCAGAGAAACUGCAAUGCCAUUCGCUUUCCAAACUGAUGUCUCUGUCUCGUCAGCGGCCAUAUUGUCUCAUAUCCAUCACUAUGUGGGUGUGCUAUGGCAGUGACAGGGUCAGUAAGGUGUCGUCUAGACAGCCAACAGUGUGUUGGAGAGGAAUCAGCGCUGAGUUCUCUGAGCCCGUUGGCAAGGACAGGAGAGCUCGGCCUCUGAGGGCCAAAUUAGCCUUUCUGUCCCCCCCCCCCCCGCUUCAAAAUGGCUUUGCAUCAGGAGAAUGAAAUAUGCCUGCAUUGUCUACCUCAGAAAAUCUAUUUCAUUCGCCCAUCUGCAGAUCAAUAGGUACAAUGGGAUUGCAGAUAUUGAUCCUAACCCUCCUCCCCCAACUCCAUCUCCGAUUCCCACCAAAUUGCAUCUUUGGUUUAAGACUAUGUUUUAAUGUAAACCGGUCAGUCAAAUGUUUGUUCUUUUUUUUUCUCAACAAAAAAAAGAAAACAAAAAAAGGAUUUUCCAGAUUCCAGCAUUUGUAUGUAUAUUCACUAUGAUAUUGUGUGAUGUCAGUAAACAAAUGUUUGGUUAAUGCCUUAUAAAUGCAUGGGUCAAAUCAGUCCAAUAGAUCAGCUGAGUUACUUUUGACGAUUGUUCUGUGACUGUAAUUUAUUAAGGGGUGAUUAUUGUUGCAAGUGUAUUACUCCUUACUCUGUGAAGACCUCUCGUUGUUCUGUGCCAAUGUGACCGUGCUUGGACAGAGCUUGGAUACUCCAACCUCAUCAUUUGCUGUCGGUGCUCAAGCUCCAGUUUUCAAUUCUUCUCCAUACAAGUCUGUCUGCCUCUGUGGCCUGACUCUGAGACACGAGUCGCAGUGUCUCCUGACCAAUGGGAUUGUUGAGCCUCACACAAAAGACUGCGUGGAGAUGUGCUGGGCCAAUCAGAACGCCCCGUUUUCCAACCCAGCCUCUGUACGUUCAGCGAGAUCUGAGUAUAAUAUCUCCUCCUUUCUACUCGGUUCACCCAUGUAUAUGUGUGUAUGCGCAUGUGUGUGAAUGUGUGUGUGUGUGUAAUCUCUCCUCAUUGGUAAAGUCUUUAAGAUUUGAUCGAUAGCUUGAGGGGCUUGUUAAGUAUAAUUUAUUCCUGAAACGGAGAGACACAGACGGACGUGCCCUUUAAUUGGAUCCCAAUUUCUGUAGGAUCAGAUUGUUCUCUGAUAUCUGUGACGUAGGCUAAGCAGUCUCAUAAGCGACGGUAGGACCAUUCAGGUGGCAGGCGGGGACGGUACAGAAUGGUUGGAAUCUAAAGCUGGAUUUCACUGUUAUUUACAGAGAAGCAUACUUCAGAGGCCUGAGAAUGGCUUUGUUAGGUUGGUUGGUGAGUAGGUGAGCAGAGAGGAUUGAGGUGCACCAAAUGUGACCUUCUGGGAAGUUAAUGUGGCUGUCUGUGUGUGUCACGAGACUAGCCCGGACCUUAAUAAUGGACCUGGAUGAUGUGGCUGGAGAGGAGCAAUGUAUGUUCUUGUCAGAGAGAAUUUUUUGGUAAAGCAAAAUAUAUCUGUACAUAGGUAUGUCUACAAAAGAAGCCCCUGUUCUAGAGAUAACAACACACUGUGGAAAGAUGAGGUUCUUGAUUCAGUUAUUGCUGCUGACAGAAAGAUGUUACUUUAGAAAAGACCGCCCGAGUACAACAGCCACCCUGCCUAGAGUAUUUCCCCCUGGAUUAGAGGAAGCAAGAGAGACAGAGGCAGAAUGAAGGGGCACUCUAGAGAACAGACGAGGGUUUUUGUCUCAAUCAGCAGACUCACUCUUUGCAUUGUUUUGUCUCUAUGGAAACCUGGAAAAGCCCUUUUCUCCCACAGAGAAGUGUCUUAGGUGUGCGUGUGUGUGGUGAGUGAGUGAGUGGGUUUGGUUUGUGUGGGUGGGUGUGUGUAUGUGAACUGCCAUCAGCCACUGAUUUGCUCUGUAUCUCUCUGGCCACAAUCUGCCAGAGCAUUGGUUUGUAUGAGUGCUUUUGUGUACAUUUUCCUCUCAUGUAUGUCUGCACUACUAUAACAUAUCUGUCCCUUAUCGCCAAAUGUAUAUACUGAAUGUAUUGUAUGGGGACAUAGAGGCAUCAUGUUUCAAACUAAAUAAAGUAGAGUUUAUGAG